Molecule: messenger RNA, 1656 nt
Organism: Penicillium soppii
Lineage: Eukaryota; Fungi; Ascomycota; Eurotiomycetes; Eurotiales; Aspergillaceae
Exons: 7
Biological process (GO): positive regulation of transcription by RNA polymerase II
Cellular component (GO): nucleus
Molecular function (GO): DNA-binding transcription factor activity; transcription cis-regulatory region binding
Source: RefSeq, a predicted model, not a curated record
CCGGGGAAAUCGACUUCCCCGCAACUUGGAGACGGAAAGAAUCCCCUCUUUCAACAACCCGGAGUCGAUGUCUUCGGCAAAGAGAAAUCGUCUAGUGGCUGGAUGGUGAUAUUAACGACCAAGAUUGUGAGCACUGUCAACAAGCUGGCGUCGAUUGUGACCGAAGCAAUGUCCGAUUUCGUAAUGGCUUGUCUCUACCUAAAGAGCCCGAACUUGCAUUUCCAGAGCAGGGCUGUUGGCCGCAAAUACAUGGCAAAGAUCGCCAGUCUAUAUUCAGCUAUUCCUGUUCAGUCUGCUUUCAUCGAUUCUGAUUUUAGUCUCGCAUAUGAAGGGACACAGGAGCUCGAGAAUGCAGAUGACUUACAUCAUGGACCAUAUGCAGCAACUACGGUCAAUGUGUUACAUCAAUUUUCCCCGGCAUGCAUUGCAUCCUUGUCUUCUCCACAAUCAACUCUGUCUAAAGCUUCCUCCAAACCCCUGCAUCCACUAUCAGACAGGGAGGCCGUUUUAAUGAGGAAUUUUGUCGAGAAUAUGGCAUUGUGGGCUGAUAUCACAGACCCCCUAAGACAUUUUGAAACAGAGGUUUCAGUACGGGCAUUGAAAGAGCCUGUUUUACGCUAUGCAGUUUUUGCAUUCUCCUCCCGCCAUCUUGAUAGACAGGACAAUAGCGAUGCAACGGAAGCGUUACAGUAUCAUAACGGCUGUGUUCAAUUGCUGAUUCCAGCACUUUCAGGACCGCGGGAUAAUAUUACCGAGGAGAUACUUGCUGCAGUCGCCAUACUCCGCCAGCACGAGGAAAUGGACGGGGAGGAUAAUCAGUUCCACUUGACCGGCACGACUCAUAUUCUCAAUACAGUAUCCACCUUUGGAUCUUCAGGUGGUUUAGGCGAGGCUGCGGCUUGGCUCUGUCUGCGUCAAGACAUUUAUAUCUCGUUGACCAGUCAACAGCCUUUACGGACUAACCUGCAGAGUUUCCAUCAAUCAGAUGUGUUUCAAAGAGAUGACGACUUCGCAUGGUCCAGCAGAAUGGUCUUCCUCUUGGCAAAAGUUGUACAAAGCGCUUUCACCGACUCCACAGUCGCAAAUAGCAUCAAACAAGAGAUUGAAGAGUGGUACUCCAGCAAGCCACAUACAUUCGACCCCAUAAGAUCAGCUCAGCGAGGCCAGGAGGUAGACAAGCGGUUACCGACCAUCUGGAUGCUGCUACCCGUUCACGUAAUUGGCAUACAAUAUUACAACAUUGCCAAAAUAGUGUUGGCGCUUGCCGAAUCAUCGAGGGCGUCUUCGGCAUAUGAGAGUAUACGCCACUCUCGAAUAGUGGAGGUUCGCCCGAACACUUACAGGAUCCAGAAAAAUGUCCGGAAUCAUCUCCUCACCGUGCUGGGAUUAGCGCAGUCAAACAGCAAGGCCGAGAACACGUUGUUUACUGCACGACACAGUCUAGUGGCAUGUGAGUGGUUGAAUCGUUUUUCUUUCGAAUUUCAUUUUCAUCUAAAUUCACAAUGUAUUGAUUCGGCGAACAGGGGGUUGGGUCCUUCGGCAUCCCCUAGAUCAAAGGGCAGCGGAGUUACUAUUGCAAGCCAUGCAUGCAAGGACUGGAUGGAAUAUGGAUGGAUUAAUCCACACAUUACGCGCACAAUGGCAGGAGGUGGGUGA